Trematomus bernacchii (emerald rockcod) is the source of this 2680-nucleotide messenger RNA. RefSeq names its product UDP-N-acetyl-alpha-D-galactosamine:polypeptide N-acetylgalactosaminyltransferase 1 (gene galnt1). Gene Ontology annotation, cellular component: Golgi apparatus. The record is from RefSeq and is a predicted model, not a curated record. NCBI's taxonomy places the organism in Eukaryota, Metazoa, Chordata, Actinopteri, Perciformes, Nototheniidae. Bases 540 to 2213 code for a protein of 557 amino acids. The transcript is spliced from 14 exons.
GCUGCCUCUGUUUGCUCCGCACAUCAGCAGCGGAGCUCCUCUCUCUCUCAGGCCAGCAGGCAGAGGCAGCGCGUCCGCCCGGAGAGAGACACCGCAGCGCAUAGCGUUACUCCCGGCUGAACCGUUAUCAUAUUCACGGUCUUCCCUAAUGGAUGUCUCCCCUUAUACCGCCUUUUGACACUGGACGGUGCUCUUGUGGCCGCAUUCAACGUGAGAAACACAUCAUCCCCGGCUUGGUUGUUUCGUUUUUUUUUUCUCGACGACACGGAGAGGACCACACUCCCCCCAUCGUUAGCUCGCUAAGCUAGCUAGCCCGCUAACUUAGCUGUGAUACUUUGUACCGUACUGGCGUCAGUUUUCUGCCUCGUAGCUAGACUGCGGUGUCUUGCGCCACAGAGGUGGAAGGAGGUGCCCUGUCCCCAAAGGAGCAUGUUUGAGUGACGCGCAAAGGAGGAAGUGGGAUCUCUGAAGCUCCGCCCCCUCUGCUGGUGGAGCACCCUGCACAUCUGACCAGAGAGCCCGUUAGUCACUUGGACAGGAUGCGGAGGUUCGCCUACUGCAAGGUGAUUUUGGCCACCUCUCUGGUGUGGGUGAUGCUGGACAUGUUCAUUCUGCUCUACUUCAGCGAGUGCAACAAGUGCGAUGACAAAAAGGAGAGAGGGCUGCCCGGGAGACAAGAUACCCUGACCAGGCCGCGGGACGGGCCCGGUGAAGGGGGGAAGCCGGUGGUGAUCCCGAAGGACAACCAGGAGAAGAUGAAGGAGAUGUUCAAGAUCAACCAGUUCAACCUCAUGGCCUCGGAGAUGAUUGCUCUCAAUCGGUCACUGCCUGACGUCCGCCUGGAGGGGUGCAAGAACAAGCUAUACCCCGAUAAUCUUCCUCGUACCAGCGUGGUGAUUGUAUUUCACAACGAGGCGUGGAGCACACUGCUGCGCACCGUCCACUCCGUCAUCGACCGCUCUCCACACACUCUGCUGGAGGAGAUUGUCCUGGUGGACGAUGCCAGCGAGAGAGAUUUCCUGAAGCGGCCCUUGGAGCAGUACGUCAGGAGGCUGGAAGUCCCGGUCAGAGUGGUGAGGAUGGAGCAGCGGUCUGGUCUUAUUCGCGCUCGUCUUAAGGGAGCGUCGCUCUCCACGGGCCAGGUCAUAACCUUCCUGGAUGCUCAUUGUGAAUGCACAACAGGGUGGCUGGAGCCUCUGCUCGCCCGCAUCAAGCAAGACAAGAGUACGGUGGUGUGCCCCAUCAUCGAUGUGAUCAGUGAUGACACGUUCGAGUACAUGGCGGGAUCCGACAUGACGUACGGGGGCUUCAACUGGAAGCUCAACUUCCGCUGGUACCCUGUACCGCAGAGAGAGAUGGACCGCCGCAAAGGAGACCGCACGCUGCCCGUCAGGACCCCCACCAUGGCAGGCGGCUUGUUCUCCAUAGACAGAGAUUAUUUCCAGGAGAUCGGCACUUAUGACGCGGGCAUGGACAUCUGGGGAGGAGAAAACCUGGAAAUCUCUUUCAGAAUUUGGCAGUGCGGUGGGACUCUAGAGAUUGUCACAUGCUCUCACGUGGGCCAUGUGUUCAGAAAGGCAACUCCCUACACGUUUCCUGGAGGAACGGGACAGAUCAUCAACAAAAACAACCGACGCCUGGCAGAAGUCUGGAUGGAUGAAUUUAAAAACUUCUUCUACAUCAUCUCCCCCGGUGUGACCAAAGUGGACUACGGUGACAUCACGUCUCGCACGGGUCUGAGACAAAAGCUCCAAUGUAAACCCUUCAGCUGGUACCUGGAGAACGUCUACCCCGACUCUCAGAUCCCCAGACACUAUUACUCCUUGGGAGAGAUCCGUAAUGUGGAGACCAACCAGUGCCUGGACAACAUGGCCCGCAAGGAGAAUGAGAAAGUCGGCAUUUUCAACUGCCACGGCAUGGGAGGCAACCAGGUUUUCUCUUACACGGCCAAUAAGGAGAUCAGGACAGACGACUUGUGUCUCGACGUGUCCAAACUAAACGGACCCGUCAUGAUGCUCAAGUGCCAUCACCUCAAAGGCAACCAGCUCUGGGACUACGACUCCGUGAAGCUGAGCCUGAUCCACGUCAACAGUAACCAGUGUCUGGACAAGGCCAACGAGGAGGACAGCCAGGUGCCCUGCGUCAAAGACUGCACACACACACGCUCCCAACAGUGGCUGCUGCGCAACGUCACACUACCGGAAGUCUUCUGACCACACUCCGCACACUCCCAAACACACACACUCAUACACACAGCGGCCCAGAGUGAGCAAUCAGAGGAACAGACGUGUUUAUUAUUACAUUCGGGCACAAGGAAAGUAAAGACUUCCCACGAGGGGAUUUGCGAAGAGAGGAGGACGCAUUGGACAGUACUACCUCUGCCAGAGAUCACAGGGAGGAGCGUGUUUGACCCUCCUCAAAGCGAGAGAAGAGGAAAGACUCCCUCUCGGAGACGAUGGCUGUUGUUUUACAUUUGUUUUUUGUUUUUUUAAAGAGAAUUUAAACUGAAGAGAGUGACUCGCUCGCUGGGCGCGGAUAUGAGACCAGAGGUUUCACUCACAGCUUCCCUGGACACAGCAGUCCACCCUUCAACUCAUCACGUUUACUGACUGCUGAGUGUGUGUGUGUGUGUGUGUGUGUGUGUGUGUGUGUGUGUGUGUGUGUGUGUGUGUGUGUGUGU